Amyelois transitella is the source of this 6337-nucleotide messenger RNA. RefSeq names its product sodium channel protein para (gene para). Gene Ontology annotation, biological process: membrane depolarization during action potential; neuronal action potential; sodium ion transmembrane transport. Gene Ontology annotation, molecular function: voltage-gated sodium channel activity; calcium ion binding. NCBI's taxonomy places the organism in Eukaryota, Metazoa, Arthropoda, Insecta, Lepidoptera, Pyralidae. Gene Ontology annotation, cellular component: voltage-gated sodium channel complex; plasma membrane. The transcript has 33 exons. The record is from RefSeq and is a predicted model, not a curated record. Bases 114 to 6197 code for a protein of 2027 amino acids.
CGGCGGGAGUUCGCGGGCGCAGACUGAGCGGCCGCGCGCGGUUCCCCCACCACACACACCCGCCCAUUCACUGUUAGCAGUAGGCAGUUCACUCGGGGGGAGUUCGAUAGACAAUGUCCGAGGACUUGGACUCGAUCAGCGAGGAAGAACGAAGCUUGUUCCGACCCUUCACACGAGAGUCACUGGCCGCUAUCGAAGCCCGCAUAGCUGAGGAACAUGCCAAGCAAAAGGAACUCGAGAAAAAACGAGCGGAAGGCGAGGUGCGUUACGAUGACGAGGACGAAGACGAAGGGCCGCAGCCGGACGCGACCUUGGAGCAGGGGCUGCCUCUGCCCGUGCGCAUGCAGGGCUCCUUCCCAUUGGAGCUCGCCUCCACGCCCCUCGAGGACAUCGACCCCUUCUAUCAUAAUCAAAGAACCUUCGUAGUCAUAAGCAAGGGUAAAGAUAUCUUCAGAUUUUCGGCCACCAACGCCCUAUUUCUAGACCCAUUCAACCCAAUAAGAAGAGUGGCGAUAUACAUAUUGGUGCAUCCACUAUUCUCUCUGUUUAUCAUCACUACGAUCUUAGUAAACUGCAUUCUUAUGAUAAUGCCCACCACACCGACUGUCGAAAGUACUGAAGUUAUCUUUACCGGGAUCUACACCUUUGAAUCUGCGGUGAAAGUAAUGGCCAGGGGUUUCAUACUACAGCCAUUCACAUACCUUAGAGAUGCAUGGAAUUGGCUUGACUUCGUAGUAAUAGCUUUAGCUUAUGUGACGAUGGGAAUAGAUUUGGGCAACUUGGCCGCGCUCAGGACGUUCAGGGUACUGCGAGCGCUGAAGACUGUGGCCAUCGUACCGGGAUUGAAGACCAUCGUUGGAGCCGUGAUAGAGUCCGUAAAGAAUCUGCGAGACGUGAUCAUCCUGACUAUGUUCUCUCUGUCAGUCUUCGCGUUGAUGGGGCUGCAGAUCUACAUGGGGGUACUGACGCAGAAGUGCAUCAAGGUGUUCCCUGAAGACGGCUCCUGGGGCAACCUCACGGACGAGAACUGGGAACGAUUCUGUCAGAACGAAACGAACUGGUACGGAGGGGAUGGGGAGUACCCAUUGUGUGGGAAUUCAUCGGGCGCGGGGCAAUGCGAACCAGGCUACAUCUGCUUGCAAGGCUACGGUCCGAACCCUAAUUAUGGCUACACCAGCUUUGAUACCUUCGGUUGGGCCUUCCUCUCCGCCUUCCGCCUUAUGACCCAGGACUACUGGGAGAAUCUGUAUCAGUUGGUAUUAAGAUCAGCGGGGUCGUGGCACGUAUUGUUCUUCGUGGUAAUCAUCUUCUUGGGCUCCUUCUAUCUCGUGAACUUGAUCUUGGCUAUCGUCGCCAUGUCAUACGAUGAGUUGCAAAAGAAGGCCGAAGAAGAAGAGCAAGCCGAAGAGGAGGCUCUGAGGGAAGCUGAACAGAAAGCAGCCGCUCGCGCCGACAAGCAAGAAGCGAGAGAAGCGCACGCGCGCGAGCAAGCGGCGGCUGCAGAAGCGGCCGCGUACGCGGAAGCGCAUCCCGCCAAGUCUCCCAGCGACUACUCCUGCCAGAGCUACGAGUUGUUUGUGAACCAGGAGCGCGGCAACCAGGACGACAAUACGCGGGAGAGAAUGUCCCUCCGUAGCGACCCCUUCGCGGACUCGGUGAGCACUCAGCCCACGCACAAGCCCACCGAACAGCACCACGACAGCGCACGCCGGCCCAGGAAGGUCAGCAUGGCUUCAUUAUCGCUGCCGGGAUCACCUUUUAACUUGCGGCGAGGGUCACGAGGUUCACAUCAAAUGGCUCUGCGGCCGAAUGGAAGACCUCGGUAUCCACCAGGGGCGGAUCGUAAACCACUGGUUCUGUCGACGUAUCUGGAUGCUCAGGAACACUUGCCGUAUGCCGACGAUUCCAAUGCCGUUACUCCGAUGUCCGAAGAAAAUGGUGCUAUCAUUAUCCCUGUGUAUUAUGCGAAUUUAGGAUCAAGACAUUCUUCAUACACGUCCCAUCAAUCGCGGCUGUCGUACACGUCUCACGGGGAUUUGCUGGGUAACAACAAGGCACAGACCAAAGAGGCUAGACUCCGAGGUCGGUCGGCUUCGCGGAACCAUAGUGUGACGUCACAGCCUCAUGCCUACCCACUGCCCAGGCAGGACUCUUCACUCGCUACCAGACCACUUCGAGAAUAUGAGCCAGAAUGUACGGACGAGGCUGGCAAAGUCUUAAAACCUUCCAACGACAAUCCCUUUAUUGAGUCUUCGCAACAGCCUAACGUAGUAGACAUGAGAGAUGUUAUGGUUCUGAACGAAAUCAUCGAACAAGCUGGCAGGCAGAGUCGAGCAAGCGAUCACAACGCGGAAGAGGAUGAAGAUGGGCCGACGUUCAAAGAGAAGCUUCUGGAAUGUUUCAUGAAGGGGAUAGACGUGUUCUGUGUUUGGGACUGCUGUUGGUUGUGGCUGGAGUUUCAAAAGUAUGUCGCGUUGCUGGUGUUUGACCCGUUCGUGGAGUUGUUUAUCACGCUGUGUAUUGUGGUCAACACGUUGUUCAUGGCAUUGGAUCAUCACGAUAUGGACAGAGAUAUGGAGAAGGCGCUCAAGAGCGGCAAUUAUUUUUUCACUGCUACUUUCGGUAUUGAAGCUAUGUUGAAGUUAAUAGCAAUGAGUCCGAAAUAUUAUUUCCAAGAAGGAUGGAAUAUUUUUGACUUUAUCAUCGUGGCCUUAUCACUUUUGGAGCUGGGGCUCGAAGGAGUUCAGGGUUUGUCAGUUUUGCGUUCCUUUCGUUUGCUUCGAGUAUUCAAAUUGGCAAAGUCAUGGCCGACACUUAAUUUACUCAUCUCUAUAAUGGGUAGGACAAUGGGUGCCUUGGGCAACCUGACCUUCGUAUUGUGCAUCAUUAUUUUCAUAUUUGCCGUGAUGGGUAUGCAACUGUUCGGGAAAAAUUACGUGGAUUAUGUGGACCGGUUCCCAAAUGGAGAGUUACCAAGGUGGAACUUCACAGAUUUCAUGCACAGUUUCAUGAUCGUGUUUAGAGUGCUCUGCGGAGAAUGGAUAGAAAGUAUGUGGGACUGUAUGUUGGUGGGAGACGUCUCAUGUAUACCCUUCUUCUUGGCUACUGUCGUUAUCGGAAAUCUUGUGGUACUUAACCUCUUCUUGGCCCUGUUACUGUCAAAUUUUGGUUCCUCGAGCUUAUCAACACCAACUGCUGAUCAAGAUACUAACAAAAUAGCUGAAGCCUUCAACCGGAUAUCAAGGUUCAUUGACUGGACGAAACGAAAUGUUGCUGACUUCUUGAAAUUGCUAAAGAACAAGUUGACUAAUCAGAUAGCUAUACACGCUCCCGAACGAGUGGACAACGAACUUGAACUUGGUGCAGAUCUGGAUGAUGCUGUUUUGUACAAAGACAAGAAACUAAAGGAUCAAGUAGAAGUAGCCAUAGGCGAUGGAAUGGAAUUUACGAUACCAGGAGACAAUAAAUAUAAAAAGGGAAAAAUAUUAAUGAAUAACAUUAAUGCUAUAACAGAUAAUCAUAGAGACAACCGAUUAGACUGCGAAUUAAAUCAUCAUGGAUAUCCAAUCCAGGAUGAUGAUACAAUUAGUCAAAAAUCGUAUGGUAGCCAUAAAAUUAGGUCAUUUAAAGAUGAAAGUCACAAAUGUUCUACAGACACAAUAGAUGGAGAAGAAAAAAAAGAUGCUAGCAAAGAAGAAUUAGGUUUAGAAGAAGAAAUGAUUGAAGAGGAAGAAGAUAAAAUAGACGGUAUUCUUGGGAAGACAGAUAUUGUAGUGGCAGCUGAUGAAGACGUAGUAGACGAUACACCAGCUGACUGCUGCCCUGACCCAUGUUACCAGAAAUUCCCAUUUUUGGCGGGAGACGAUGAGUCACCCUUCUGGCAAGGCUGGGGGAUGCUCAGAUUAAAGACUUUCAGACUUAUUGAGAACACCUACUUUGAAACGGCUGUGAUAACUAUGAUUUUGCUCAGUAGUUUGGCUUUGGCGCUAGAAGAUGUCCAUUUACCUCAUCGACCGAUUCUUCAAGACAUCUUGUAUUACAUGGAUCGAAUUUUCACUGUAAUCUUUUUCAUCGAGAUGUUAAUCAAGUGGCUUGCUCUCGGCUUCCAGAAAUACUUCACAAACGCUUGGUGUUGGCUCGAUUUCAUCAUUGUCAUGGUCUCGCUUAUAAACUUCGUAGCGGCGCUUUGUGGCGCCGGAGGCAUUCAGGCGUUCAAAACGAUGCGAACGCUCCGCGCACUGCGCCCGCUCAGAGCCAUGAGCCGCAUGCAGGGCAUGAGGGUGGUGGUGAACGCACUGGUGCAAGCGAUUCCAUCCAUCUUCAACGUGCUUCUCGUGUGCCUCAUCUUCUGGCUAAUCUUUGCAAUCAUGGGGGUCCAACUCUUCGCUGGAAAAUAUUUUAAGUGUGUCGACUUAAACCAUACAACUCUGAGCCAUGAAAUUAUACCAGAUCGAAACGCUUGUAUUCUCGAAAACUAUACUUGGGAAAACUCACCGAUGAACUUCGAUCACGUCGGCAAGGCAUACUUGUGCCUGUUCCAAGUGGCUACAUUCAAGGGCUGGAUUCAAAUCAUGAACGAUGCUAUCGAUUCUAGAGAAGUUGGUCGUCAACCAAUAAGAGAGACAAAUAUUUACAUGUACUUAUACUUUGUAUUCUUUAUUAUAUUUGGCUCAUUCUUCACUCUUAAUCUAUUUAUCGGAGUUAUCAUCGACAAUUUCAACGAACAGAAGAAGAAAGCAGGUGGUAGUCUCGAGAUGUUCAUGACAGAAGAUCAGAAGAAAUACUACAAUGCUAUGAAAAAAAUGGGUUCCAAAAAGCCUUUGAAAGCUAUACCGAGACCUAAGUGGCGUCCACAAGCUAUAGUGUUUGAAAUUGUGACCGAUAAGAAAUUCGACAUGAUCAUUAUGUUGUUCAUCGGUUUGAACAUGUUGACUAUGACCCUUGACCACUACCAACAGUCAGAUACAUUUAGCAAUGUACUCGACUACCUCAACAUGAUAUUCAUAGUAAUAUUUAGUUCAGAGUGCCUAUUGAAAAUAUUCGCCUUACGAUACCAUUAUUUCGUCGAGCCAUGGAAUUUGUUUGAUUUUGUCGUCGUCAUGUUUUCUAUUCUAAGUUUGGUGUUGAGCGAUAUCAUUGAAAAAUAUUUUGUAUCACCAACUCUCUUGAGAGUAGUAAGAGUAGCAAAAGUCGGCCGAGUGCUUCGAUUGGUGAAAGGCGCCAAAGGCAUCCGGACGUUACUGUUUGCGCUAGCUAUGUCACUGCCAGCUCUAUUUAAUAUCUGCCUCCUGUUGUUCCUCGUCAUGUUUAUCUUUGCGAUAUUCGGCAUGUCAUUCUUCAUGCAUGUAAAGGACAAAGGAGGGUUAGAUGACGUAUACAACUUCAAAACUUUCGUCCAGAGCAUGAUUCUGCUAUUCCAGAUGUCAACAUCCGCCGGCUGGGACGGUGUGUUAGAUGGCAUCAUUAACGAAGAGGAAUGUGAUCUGCCAGACAACGAGCGUGGCUCGCCCGGCAACUGCGGCUCCGCUACCAUCGGCAUCACAUACCUGCUCUCCUACCUCGUAAUAUCUUUCCUUAUUGUUAUCAACAUGUACAUCGCUGUCAUUCUCGAGAACUACUCGCAGGCAACUGAAGAUGUACAAGAAGGUCUCACGGACGACGACUACGAUAUGUAUUACGAGAUUUGGCAACGUUUCGAUCCAGACGGAACUCAGUACAUUCGGUACGACCAAUUGUCGGAUUUCCUCGACGUACUCGAGCCGCCGUUGCAGAUCCACAAGCCAAACAAGUACAAAAUUAUUUCCAUGGACAUACCAAUAUGUCGCGGCGAUAUGAUGUUCUGCGUAGAUAUCCUCGAUGCACUUACGAAAGACUUCUUCGCGAGGAAGGGCAACCCAAUCGAAGAUCCCGGUGAUAUCGAGGUCGGGCGACCGGAUGAAGUCGGCUACGAGCCGGUGUCAUCGACGCUGUGGCGUCAGCGAGAAGAAUACUGCGCACGGCUGAUCCAGCACGCGUGGCGGCGGCACAGGCGAGCGGGCGCGGGUGAUUCGCCGGGCGGCGGCAGCGGGGCGGGCGCGGGCGCGGACACAGCAGUGCUGUUGGACGCCGUGACGCCCAACGGCCACCGCGUGGUGCUGCAGGCGGCGGGAGCGGCGCCGCGGCCGCCCGAGCCCGCGCCGCCGCCCGCGCCCGUCUGACCCGCGCUGGCGCUCGCGCUGCUGCCCGCGCUGGUCGACGACGCGCCGCUGCCGCUGCCCGCACCGCUGCCCGAGCUCCUGAGCCCACCCAAGCGCACUUAAUUAUUUUUUACGCUAGACGUUUUGCAUUGUACAUAGUA